UCAAACCGGAGCAGCCGGUGCAUGAAUCGAGCGCACCGGCCGGUUGUCAACAGUCAAUCGGAGUGCAUGUGGAGCGGCCGUAUGGCUGCGUGUUUUACGGCACUGAUCAAACCGUGUCGUUAGUCGCUUCAUCCAGAAGAGACUCGACUGUCUGCAGUCAGUCAGACGGACAGCCAACAAACCAAACCAAGAAACGAUGGCUCAUCUAACUCAAAACCCCGCUGAUAAAGAGAGGUUCAUCUGCGUCUAUCCGGUCUACAUAAACAGUAAGAAGACGCUGGCUGAAGGACGGAGGAUCCCCUCAGAGAAGGCGGUGGAGAAUCCGUCCUGUGCUGAGAUCAGAGACGUCCUGACAGCUGCCGGCCUCAACGUCUAUGUGGAGAACAAGAUGCACCCCAGGGAGUGGAACAGAGACGUCCAGUUCAGAGGUCGAGUCAGAGUCCAGGUGAAGCAGGCUGACGGCAGCUUGUGUCAGGACAAAUUCACCUCCCGUAAAGACGUGAUGUUUUACGUAGCAGAGAUGAUCCCCAAACUGAAGACUCGGACUCAGAAGAGUGGAGGAGGAGACACCAGCUCCCAGCAGGGGGAGGGAGGGAAGAAGAGCAAGAAGAAGAAGAAGUAGACUCAAAGAAAUCACCUGUUCAUUUGAUUUCUUUUUAAAUGAAGUGUGAGGUCAGAGAUGAGAGUCGGGCCUGAACUUUAUUUCUUUUUAAGGAUUCAUGGUCACUGUGACCUCAGACACUCGUUCAGCUGCAGGCCUCCAAACUUAAAUGUGUUUCCUUUUAACGACCUCACGGAACGUUUCCCUGCUCACGGCUCGUCACACAGCAGCAGAGACGGAACUCAUUUCAGUUUUAUUUCUUGUUUCAGAGCUGGAGGAGAAAAGAUGGCUCCUCAUUCUGUUCAUCUCUCUGUGUCUCUUUCAAUAAAGAUUCAUUUUCUCAC
Molecule: messenger RNA, 945 nt
Organism: Acanthopagrus latus (yellowfin seabream)
Lineage: Eukaryota; Metazoa; Chordata; Actinopteri; Spariformes; Sparidae
Gene: srp19
Product: signal recognition particle 19
Exons: 5
Coding region: 197-622 (141 amino acids)
Biological process (GO): SRP-dependent cotranslational protein targeting to membrane; SRP-dependent cotranslational protein targeting to membrane, signal sequence recognition
Cellular component (GO): signal recognition particle, endoplasmic reticulum targeting
Molecular function (GO): 7S RNA binding
Source: RefSeq, a predicted model, not a curated record